Uranotaenia lowii is the source of this 1171-nucleotide messenger RNA. RefSeq lists its product as uncharacterized. Bases 125 to 1066 code for a protein of 313 amino acids. Gene Ontology annotation, molecular function: protein binding. NCBI's taxonomy places the organism in Eukaryota, Metazoa, Arthropoda, Insecta, Diptera, Culicidae. The record is from RefSeq and is a predicted model, not a curated record. The transcript has 2 exons.
UCGAGUUUACCUACACGGGGUAGCUUGAGUUCCGAUUAUUGUACCUGAAUUACAGUCUAAAUUGCUGUAUAAAUAGCACAACCAGUUUGAAUUUUAUAAAAUUUAGUCCCUAUAACUUAGCAAAAUGAAUUGGCAAAGUGCCCCGCCACAUGUGUACGACCUGAUAUUCCAACACUUGAACCUAGAGGACAGCCUGAGCGCUUCGGAGGUCUGCCAGGAGUGGAACGUGGCAAUCAACCGGAGUGCCGUUUUUCAACGGAAAGCCAAAUUUGCAAUUUCCAAGUACAGCAUCAGGGAAUCGGCGGUCGUCAUCAGAUCCAGUGUGAUAGAUAAAUCGCAACGUCAUUACAGCAAUGUCGUAGCUCGAGGAUUCAACUCGAUCCAGUGGUCCCAGGUAAAGUUCUACAAGAUGUGUCGACAGCUCUCGGUACUGAACGAUCGAAAUCCGAUCAAAACUUUCACACUCGAAACUCCGAUCGGUUCGUGGUUCUUGCGAGAAUAUUUGCUCUCCAUCGAGGGAUCACUGAGCGAAGUGGAAGAAUUCAAUCUUCGCAUGGUCGGAAUUUUUUACGAGACACACUCGUACAACUUCGAACUAAAAUUGCCGGAGCUGAGACGGAUUCGCAUUCUACAAUCCCCGGCCAUGGACAUGGGCUACCAAACGCUUCAGAUCGACUCCCAAUAUCUACAGUACAUUACAAUCUGUAGCAACUCAACGCUGGGAGUGAUUUUUAACAAUCCUCGAGCUAGGCUCAAGGAACUGUGCAUCUCGAUACACGCCAAUCGGAACCAUAUGAUCCGGGAGACGAUGGCCAUCAAAGAGUUCCGACUGGAUACACUGAUUAUCAAAUGCGUGCGAGUGGACCAAUGGGUGGGCCGAUUUGUGCUGCAUAUGGUGCCCCGGUUGAAUCCGCAGCGAGUGAUCGUCCAUUCGGCCGUUCAGGACAACAGUUCUAGUGUUGAUUCGUUUAUCGCAGGGUUCACUGCACUCACUGCUGGGAUCGUUAAACUUGAAAUUACCGUUGGUGGCGAAACGAAGUGUGACUGUGGAUCGUAUCUGUUUUGACAUUCAAGAUGAGCAAUCCACCAUGGACUCAGAUGUACGUGAAGUUUUAUGGUUAGCUACCAUAUUUUAAGACACAUUCUCGUCGAAACUUAUUAACUGAUGACG